GGAAAAGCCAUUCUUCGUGUAAUUUCAAAACCAAAUAAAAACAUGGCACCACACCUUAAUAUUGUUCCUUCCAUGUUUGUGCUUUUAUUAUUAUUCAUUUCAGCCUCUAAAGUUCAAUCAGGCGCUAUUGAUGUUGUUGCCAAGUUUGGCGCAAAAGCUGACGGGAAAACGGAUUUGAGUAAGCCAUUUUUGGAUGCUUGGAAAGAAGCAUGUGCCUCUGUAACCCCAUCAACAGUUGUGAUUCCUAAAGGGACAUAUUUAUUAUCAAAAGUAAACUUAGAAGGUCCAUGCAAGGCUCCUAUUGAGAUUAAUGUUCAGGGCACUAUAAAGGCUCCGGCUGAUCCCAGUGCUUUCAAGGACCCUAAUUGGGUUAGAUUCUAUAGUAUUGAAAAUUUCAAAAUGUCCGGCGGAGGAAUUUUCGAUGGUCAGGGAAGCAUUGCUUAUGAGAAGAAUAAAGAUCCCCACAAUCGUGCAUUUCGCGUCAAACUCCCCGUUAAUAUAAGGUUUGACUUUUUGACCAACGCAUUGAUACAAGAUAUAACUAGCAAAGACAGUAAACUAUUCCACGUUAAUGUUUUUGCAUGCAAAAACAUUACCCUCGAACGUUUCAAGGUAGAGGCACCGGCAGAUAGCCCAAACACAGAUGGGAUUCACAUGGGCAAAUCAGACGGGGUAAAUCUUAUUGGAUGUGACAUUAAAACUGGUGAUGAUUGUAUUUCUAUCGGAGAUGGCACUAAAAAUUUGGCCAUAAAAGAUAUCACUUGUGGACCAGGACAUGGUAUAAGUAUCGGUAGUCUUGGAAAGUACCCAAAUGAAGAGCCAGUUGAGGGAGUUAAAGUCACAAACUGCACCAUCACUAAUACUUCGAAUGGAGCUCGAAUCAAAACUUGGCCAGGCGAAUCUCCUGGGGUAGUAUCAGAUGUACAUUUUGAGGAUAUUAUCGUGAAUAAUGUCUCUUCCCCUAUCCUAAUUGAUCAAAAAUAUUGCCCAUGGAGCAAAUGCAAGAUAAAUGAAGAAUCGAAAGUUAAACUAAGCAACAUUAGCUUCAAGAACAUCCGUGGCACAUCUGCGCUUCCAGAAGCUAUCAAGUUUAUUUGCAGCGGUUCUUCGCCAUGUCAAAAUGUGGAACUUGCAGACAUUGAUAUUAAGCACACCGGACCUGAACCCGCAACAUCCCAAUGUUUGAAUGUCAAGCCUAUAACUAGUGGCAAAUUAAACCCGACUCCAUGUUCCAGCCCUGUCCCAAAAACCCUAAGUGCCACCGCUUAAAGCAUACCAACAAAUUCAAUGCAAUUGUAAUUAAUAUAUUUAUUCAUAUUACAUAAAAGCAGUUCUUUUUCAUUUUAA
This is a messenger RNA of Gossypium raimondii (Peruvian cotton), 1347 nucleotides long. RefSeq names its product polygalacturonase. The coding region runs from base 43 to 1269 and encodes 408 amino acids. Gene Ontology annotation, molecular function: polygalacturonase activity. Gene Ontology annotation, biological process: carbohydrate metabolic process. The record is from RefSeq and is a predicted model, not a curated record. The transcript has 4 exons. NCBI's taxonomy places the organism in Eukaryota, Viridiplantae, Streptophyta, Magnoliopsida, Malvales, Malvaceae.